CUUUACCCACUGGAUACAAGCCGGAACUUGAUUCUACUCCUUUUGUUGAUGAUGAUACUGCUAUUUUCUACAUGCAACUCAUCGGUAUUCUGCGCUGGCUUGUGGAACUUGGUCGUAUCAAUGUCGCCGCCAAAGUGUCUAUGCUCUUGUCUUACAAUGCAAUGCCUUGUGAAGGUCACUUUCAUGCUGCCUUUCAUAUUUUUGCCUAUUUACAGAAGCAUCCUGAUCGUAUACUUGUGAUGGAUUGUGGUUAUGCUGAUCAUCUGAGACCAUUAAAGAAAGCUGAUUACUCACAGUUCUAUGAAUUCAAUAAGGAUGAACUCCCAAGUGACAUGCCUACACCUCUUGGCAAAGCGGUAGAGUUUACUAUUUUUGUUGAUGCAUCUCAUGCUUCUAACGUUGUUACUUGUCAAUCAAGAACAGGGGUGUUGAUCUUUGUUAACAAAGCUCCUAUUGUCUGGUAUUCGAAAAAGCAAAAGAGUGUUGAGACAAGCAGGUUUGGUUCUGAAUUUGCUGUUCUAAAGACAGGUGUUGGAUGA
Messenger RNA from Cylindrotheca closterium, 539 nucleotides. Lineage: Eukaryota; Bacillariophyta; Bacillariophyceae; Bacillariales; Bacillariaceae. The record is from the annotation of a GenBank genome assembly.